Labeo rohita (rohu) is the source of this 5465-nucleotide messenger RNA. RefSeq names its product adiponectin, C1Q and collagen domain containing, b (gene adipoqb). Bases 117 to 953 code for a protein of 278 amino acids. Lineage: Eukaryota; Metazoa; Chordata; Actinopteri; Cypriniformes; Cyprinidae. The transcript is spliced from 3 exons. The record is from RefSeq and is a predicted model, not a curated record. Gene Ontology annotation, molecular function: protein binding.
CCCACCGUGAUGACAGCACAUCACCAACAAAGGCAGUUGCGUCGCUCAGUGGUUGUUCUUACUGUUCUGUGGUUUGGGAGACACACACAUACAGAUCAGAUAUAUUUGACCUCAGUAUGACGCUACUAUGGAAGAUCUUGUUGGGAAUCUUUCUCAUUGGACGACUCAGUCAAGGUCAAGAUGAAGACCUUCUAAACGAGAAUAUAGAGCAAGCAGCAGUGGGUGAAGGGACUGAGGGAGGAGAGGAAGUGGAAGAGCCUGAGGGUCCGGGAGCAGAUGUCAGUCAACCUGAUCAUAGACAGCCAUGUGCCAUGUGGAUGGGAGGAGUUCCUGGCACACCUGGACACAGUGGUAAACCUGGAAGAGACGGCAAAGAUGGGCGUGAUGGACCGAGGGGUGAAAAAGGAGAUAAAGGUGAAGCAGGUGAGAAAGGAGAUCCUGGGGAGAAGGGAGACACUGGCCCUGCUGGACCAAGAGGCUUUCCUGGGAACCCAGGUCUGAAAGGGGCCCGUGGUGAAAGUGCCUUGUCGUACCAUUCAGCCUUUAGCGUAGGUCUAAGUGAGCUUGUUCCCGCCACCAAUGUGCCAAUCCGCUUCAACAAAUUCUUCUACAAUGACCAACACCACUAUGAUGACAUAUCUGGAAAGUUCCGAUGCGUUCUGCCAGGAGUGUACUUCUUUACUUAUCAUCUCACUGUCUACACUAAAGAUGCUAAAGUCAGUCUCUUCAUGAAUGACAAGGCCAUCAUGUUUACCUUUGACCAGUACCAGGAGACCAAUGUGGAUCAGGCAUCUGGUUCUGUUAUCUUGCGUUUGGAGGCAGGAGAUGAGGUAUGGCUGCAGGUCUAUGGAGACGAUGCAUUUGGGGGAGUGUAUGCAGAUAACACCAACGACUCCACCUUCUCCGGUUUCCUUCUGUAUCCUGCUAUUCCUGUUUCUGCACGGAGACGUUGACAAUGCCUAAAUGAAAUAAUUUAGCUACUUUUAGCAAGAGAAGAUGUGAUUAAGUUUUGCACCAAGGUAUAGUUAUGAGGAUCAGGACAGUACUGCAUGUAAUUUGAAAUCCAUUUGUAUUGUUAUUUGUACAGAGCUUCAAACAUUAACUAAUCCCCCCGGUGUUUAAUUGUGCCUGCUUCACUACAAUAACUGAGAGUCAAGUACUUUCUUUAUUAUAACUUACCACUAAGCAUGCAGUUGCAUUUGGGACAGUGAUUUCAAUUAAUAUGUUGACAUUUCUAUGCUGGCUUUUUUUUUAAUUUAUAUUUGUUACUGCAUCAUAUUUGACACAUGAAUUUCUAAGACUAAAGCAACUUAGGUUUAACUGAUUAUCCAUAAUUUGUCAGUGGACAUCAGUGCUGCAUCAGUGUUCAUGCUAUGAGAACGCCUCCAGUGAUGCUUGUGUCUGAAGCAUCCAUACAAACUUAGCCUGAGUUUUACAGAAGCGUUUAGCUAAAUAUAUGCACAAUAAUAAAUAUUCAUUGUAUUUUACUUCAUUGUCUUCAUUAUUUAAUGCAGGGUCUCCAAACCUACUCCUGGAGAGGUACAACCCUGCAGAGUUCAGCUUGUGCAUUGGAGCAGAGCUGGAACUGAAGUCUGCAUGAAGGGUAGCUUUCCAGGAGCAGGGUUGGAGACCUCUGAUUUAAUGUAUGUUUUACAAUUUGUCAUGAAAACAAGUUUUUAUUAGACACCAUUUAAAUUUAAAUGUGUAUAUUUUGACAACAUUUUGGAGUAGAAACAUAAUUCUGUUAUUUAAAAGUUAACAUAAAAACAUCCCCAGUUACUUCACAGAGCCUAGGUUUGCUGAGAGUAAGGAACAAGACACUACUUCAGUAGCUAAUUCUGCAGGGGCUGUAGCUCAUCAGACCUAUAAAUUUCAUUUGAGUAAGGAAAGCAGGGAUUUCCAGCAGCUGAAGGGCAGGAUUUGCUGUCACUGCCCUCUCCACCUGCCUAUUCCAUCUUAGAGUAGAUGAGUAGAGGAGUCUCCACACCAUCCAUCAAUGAAAGGAGUGGUGUUCCAGAGACAUGACUGUGAGCCGAGGUGUGCCACAUCUUGGAGAUCCCGUCUUCUCAGGAAAAAUGGGAAUGACUUUUGAUGGGCAAAUUUCUGGCUGUGGCUACAAGUACCACUCGUUCAAGCAACUGUAAAUGGGUUUGGCAAGUAGUGACCACUCUAACCUGAGCUUCUCGGCCACCUUAGUCAAUAGCCCAAGUAGCUCAUUGUCCACAGUGACAGGAGGCUUGCUUGUGUCCAUGGUAGGGGAGAGCGGGGACGAAAGUACCAUUUUUCAGAAAAACAUAAAUUGUAGUUGUAGACAGAGAUAUAUUUUUGCUGUGGCUUAUAACUCAGACGUGUGGUCUAUUAAUAACAGGUGGUAAAAAUGUUGAAAGACUUCAGUAUAAUUUAAGUUUGAACAUAAGUUGCACAUUGUUCCUUUCGACCCCAUUGUUUGGGACAAAAGUAACACAAAUAAUACAAGCUAGAUUUUUUGUGUUAUUCUUUUUUUUUAUUUUCAUUUUUUAUUAAAUAUACAUGACUAUGACCUUGUUAAUAUGUAACUGCGAACAUAUUUUGUCCUUAAUCUUUGCAAAAAAUUAUUACAUUUUCCUUUUAAAUUUAAGUUUCAUCAAAUGUUUCAAAACCUGUGUGUACAAACUUGAAUUUGUUUAAAUUAUUCAUUUAUUUAUUCAACUUAUUUUUAUAAAAAAAUUUUUUUUAACAGAAUGAACAAUAUGAAAAUUAAAUUAAAUUAACAUAAUGUAAAUUCUCAACAUAAUUUAACAGUAGGCCUAUUCAUGUUUCCAUGCAGUUGUUUGUAUGCAUAAAAUCAAAAUGUGCAUGAAAACAUCUGGAAACACUGCAAAUUCAGAGGUGGAGGUGGAAAAGCUAAGGUAUGGCUAAAACCUAAAUAUGACUCAGGUAAAUGCGAUGUAGCAACAGCCCUGAGACUGAUAUUCCUGACAGAUAGGCUUGUCCAGAAACGCCCCCUCAUAUGAACAUGUGGCUGAAUCAGAUCUCUGUCUGUCUUUCUGACCUUCACUCUUGGCAUAUUCUUUUGGUAUAAUACAACAUAAACAUUUAUAAUAAACGAUUUAAUAAAUGAUGCAAGACACAGAAAGUUACCAAAUUAGCAUGCUGCAGGACAAAAGAAACACUUGUUGUCACUGUAGGGGAAAGUAGCAAGUGUUAAUUUCGUCCGGACAGUAACUCCUGACAUUUAAAUCCGAUUUACUUCUAUACUAAAAAACUCUGAAAAAACAAAACUUCAGCAGGACACACAGCGAUCGUGCUCUUUGGGAAAUUUGAAGAGCCCAGCACAGGAAAAGAAUUCCUUUAUUGCCAUCUUAAUAAUUAGUCUUAUUACACUUGCUCACUCGGACAAACAAACAAAGUUUCUAACUGUCUUACAAUGAUAGCUGUCAGUGUGAAAACCUUGCCCCAAGGUGUUUUUAAAACAUUUUGGACAGAGAAGGACCACCAUUCAAAAUGGGACUUAAAUAUUCCCUGGAGGGAUAUAUAAAAGGUAUUAAAAUAAAUAUAUAUAAAAAUACAGAUCACAAUGCAAACAGGAGAAGCCUCAUGUUACACUCUUAAAAAUAAAGGUGCUUUAAAAGGUUCUUCACAGCGAUGCCAUAGAAGAACCAUUUUUGGUUCCACAAAGAACCAUUCAGUCAAAGGUUCUUUAAAGAACCAUCUCUUUUAUAAUCUAAAGAACCUUCUUUUGCCACAAAGAACCUUUUGUGAAACAGAAAUGUGAACAAAAAUUCUUCAGAUGUUAAAGGUUCUUUAUGGAACCAUUUAGACAAAAAGGUUCUUCUAUGGCUUCGUGAAGCACCUUUAUUGUAAGGUCGUCACGGUCGCAAUGACAACAUCUCAUGUCAACACUGUUCAUGUACCGCAGUGUAAGAUUACAUUAUUUACAUUUAACAAAUUUAAUAUGGAGAGGCACUGACAUGUAGUCCUUUGUUUAUGUGUUUUUGACCUAUACUUAACAUGACGUGAGAACUGUUUGCUAUUUAGAUUUCUAUGAUAGCAUAAGCUCACUAACUUUAACAUUAGCUAGUUUUAGUCAGAGAUACCUUGCUGAAGCACAAGAUGAUAUUAAUGUUCUGCUUGAACAAAUGAAAACUGAGAGUAUGACAACCAAAAAAUGAUUGUUUUCAUCUUUGGGAUUAGGGUUGAAGACUGCUCUGUUUUGGUUGGGUUUAUAAAAUUUAAUAAAAUUAAUUUCAUUGUCUAUCCUCUUAGGAUGCCUGAAAUCAGUGUUACAAGUACCCUAAGCACAUUGUUUUUCCAUUUUUGUAGCAUAGACACCAUAAAACCGAUGAAAGCUUCUGAUCUUCCAAUGUUUCUCUAUGGUGCUGAAACCUAAAGAAGUCCGAGUUCUGUUCCCCAUGAAACUGAUACUCAACUGCCUUUGGCUCAUCUGUGUUCGAGGGGAGAGGGCUUACCGAUAGGUCAAUUGUUCUCUAUGGAGAGCGUGGUCAACAGCGACGGCUUUGUGAGGGCUUGAGAAGGUCUGAUGGAGAAUGUUUCUGCGGCAGUGCUGUUCACUGUCACAUUGUAUAUCGGAGAAUCUUGCCUCCCUUGCAUGCUCUAAUGCCAUUGGCCAACCCUUUAACUUGUGGUUUAUUCAAUGUCAUAUCAUAUGAUUUAAAAGGGAACUGACUUAAAUGUUUGAACAACUCCGCUUUAAUUUGAAUGCUGUUCAAUAAAGUAAUUAAUUGAUUAUUAUUGUCUUAAAAAAUCAGUUUUAGGCUAAAGGGAACAGAAUUACAUUUAAAACGGGCUUCUUACGUAAUAUAAGAGCUGAUAUCAUCAACAACUUAUCAUUAUACCAUCAUGUGUCUCAUAUCACACCACAGACUCGCUUUCUCGCUUUUUUCUUUUCUUACUACUCAACUGGCGGCAUGCGUCUCACUUAUCGAUUGUAAUGAACAUGAAAGUUAAAUAUUCAUAUUAACCUAUUCUAUAUUGUUGCAAAGUUUCAGUUAUUUUCAGUAAUAACCCACAGACUGUACAUUGUCCUUUUACUUAUUAAUGCCCAUCAAAUGCACAUCCAGUGUUGCAAUCAAAUCUGUAUUAGUCUGCAAGCAAUGAAUGGAUUUUCAAGAGUCUUUCAUUGGCCUCUCUCCAGUCCCAACAGCUGUUGCAUGGUAUGGUCUAAUUUUAUGCGUUUAUUUUUAGUCUAAUUGGUGAGGACACUGGGGUGCAACAAGAUCUCUUUCUAAAACCUGGCCCUCAUUUGCAAGAUUAACAAUUCACCCAUGAAUUAACUGUUAUCAUUUACUCAUUUUCAUAUUGUUCCUUGUGUGUCUGUAUUUCUUCUGUGCUACAGUCUCUAUUCUUAAAUUGCAUGGGGGAAAAAAUGUACAUACAUUAUGUACAGUUUGUAAGAACAUGAGGGUCUUUAACUGAUGACAAAACUUCAAUUUUUGAGUGAUUAUUAUUGUUCAUAUUGUGAAAAG